Messenger RNA from Fusarium falciforme, 828 nucleotides. RefSeq names its product BZIP domain-containing protein. The coding region runs from base 1 to 828 and encodes 275 amino acids. Gene Ontology annotation, molecular function: DNA-binding transcription factor activity, RNA polymerase II-specific; RNA polymerase II cis-regulatory region sequence-specific DNA binding. Gene Ontology annotation, biological process: regulation of transcription by RNA polymerase II. The transcript has a single exon. The record is from RefSeq and is a predicted model, not a curated record. NCBI's taxonomy places the organism in Eukaryota, Fungi, Ascomycota, Sordariomycetes, Hypocreales, Nectriaceae.
AUGGGAGACGACUUAACCUUUGGGACAUCCUACAUCCCCGAAUCUCUUCUAUGGGAGCAAUGGUGGUCGUCAAACCAGCUAGUCCCGUUUGGUACAUCAGAAGGCAAGAGUAGCACGUCAGACGGCGUUUAUACGCAGACUGGUCCUCUACUCGAUGGCUUCUUCUAUCACUAUAACACCAACUCGACAGUCCGUUGGCAUAAUAUCAGCCACGAGACCGAUGAUAUGAAUUCGUGGAACGGCCUCGAUCCUGUCAUAGCGGAUACGCCCCUGUUUUCGGUGUCUGAGCAUAGGAUUCCUAAGGAAUCACCUCCUGUCCAGGGCCAUUGGCACUCACCCUCGACGCCAAAGAAACCAAAUCGAAAGCAAAAUUGCUCCUCUGACGAUCUUAUGUCUCGCAAAUCCACCGGAAGAACUCCGCUGGGUGGCAGAGACUUCAAUUCACAAGCAACGAACAAGACAAACCAUUCAACUUUUCGCCGCACGAGAAAUGCCAGGGGCAACGGCGCUCAUCCAGUGCAACAUGGCAACAAUCGCAUUAAAAGAAUCCAGGAACGAAACCGAAUCGCAUCCAACAAGCUCCGUGUCAAGCAGAGGGAAGAACAGCUGAAACUUGAGUCAAGCCAGCAGGACCUGGAGCGUCUCCACCGCGAUCUUUCCACCUGCGUGGCCGACCUGACAUUCGAGGUGUAUAAGCUUAAGAUGCAACUUCUACAGCACUCGGGAUGCAAUUGUACCCUCAUUCAGAACUACCUCGUCCAUGAGUCUAGUCGAUAUGUACAAGCAUGCGAAGAGAAGUCGCAGCGAGAGGCCUCAUACCGACGGUAG